UUCGCUCAACCGCCUUAGCGCCACAUGCCACAUUGUUUUCGUAGUCCUCGAAGAACGUGUUGUUGAUUCGAUUCGAGUCAAGAUUGCCGCAACACAGGCUUUGCAAUGCCCAAAAUCAAACGAGAGCGCACCGAAGAGGACUACGCGGACGACGGCGUGACGCCGCCGAAGAAGAGCAAAAAGGACAAGUCAUUUUCGCUGGAGACAGUAAAACAAGAACACUUGGAUGAUUCGACACGUGCUGACGAAAACGGCGAUACCGAGGAAAUGACCUACGAAGAAAAAUUGCAGUUUGUGAACGCAAUCGCGCACCCGAUGGCUUCGAAAAAGUUCACCAAGAAGCUGUUCAAGCUUGUGAAAAAAGCUUCGAAGCACAAGGGCUACGUGCUGAACGGCUUGAAGGAAGUGCAAAGCAAGAUUCGCAAGGGACAGACUGGUCUCGUCAUCUUGGCCGGAGACGUGAGCCCCAUCGACAUUUUCAGCCACAUCCCCGGCAUCUGCGAAGAAAAGGGCCUCCCAUACGUCUUCACGCCUUCGCGUCGAGACAUGGCCACUGCCAUGGGCAUGAAGAGACCGUUGAUCAUCCUUAUGAUCAAGGAGCACGCGGACUACAAGGAACUCAUGGACGAAUGCUCCGAAGUGAUUCAGAACCUUGAUGUCAUGGUGUAGGUCACCGCCGAGCGUGCACCCCACACAGAACCAGUGGAAACCAGGGAAUUCAGCGCUGCCAUUACAGUUAUCCCGGAGAACGGUGGGCUUCAUCUCGUAUUGCUGUGCAAUACCUGCCAGAGAGGGCAGUCAUUGCUUGCAUGAAAAAUCAUUAAAAAGCUUACAGCACGGUCA
Messenger RNA from Ixodes scapularis (black-legged tick), 843 nucleotides. It is a transcript of the gene NHP2, whose product is annotated as H/ACA ribonucleoprotein complex subunit 2-like protein. The transcript has a single exon. The coding region runs from base 106 to 669 and encodes 187 amino acids. The record is from RefSeq and is a predicted model, not a curated record. Lineage: Eukaryota; Metazoa; Arthropoda; Arachnida; Ixodida; Ixodidae.